CCCCCGACCGCGCCGCUGCGCCGCCGCCGCCGCCGCCUCCACCCCUCCGCACACCGCGACGCCACCCGACACACCACGCGCGGAGCCGCCGGCUCCACCCCCGCUCGGCGGCUAUCCGGGCCCCGCGCCGGCGGCGCGCCCCCGCCCGCGGCGCCCAUCCCACCCCUGGAGGCGCGGUAGCCGCCGCUUCUGCCUCUCUCCAUGGCCGCCGCCGCCUCCAGAGGUGCGGCGGUCGGUGGCUCGAACCCUAGCGGCGAUGGCGGCGGCCCCAGGCUCCAGUCGCCGCCGGGCAAGGGGAACAAGCCCGCCGCGCUCAUCGACAUCACGAAUACCGGGAAGCCCAACGCCUCCAGACCCAUCAGCGGCGCCGACAUCAUCAAGGAAAACGUGAGAUUGAGUCAUCUGCUUAUGGAGAAGAUUAAGAUCAUUGAGCUAAGCAAAAUUGAGAUGCACAAGCUCCACCUCGCGCUGCAAGCAUCACGGCAGCAGAACCUGCAGCUCGCGCAGGCUAAUUCUCAGAUGCUCGCGGAACUAAAUACAGGAAAAGAUAGACUCAAGGAAUUGCAGCAUGAGCUUUCUUGUACAGCAGCACUGCUUAAGGUUAAGGAUUCUGAGAUCGAGCGAUACAAUAAGACUGCUAACCAACGGCGGGAGGAAGUAACUUCACAGGAUAUCUUGAAAGCUAUACCUUCCAAAGUUUCAGCAGCUGUGGCUCAUAGAAUAGAUGGCUCCAUAAUCAGUGCUGUCAUUGAAACUCAAUCUGCAGAACCAUCAAAUACUGGCUGCCAAGAGCCACCACAAUAUUCAACGAAAAAUAGAAAUAAACGGAAGUCAGAAACAAGUGAACGCGUAAAGGACACUAACAUAGUGCAGGAUGACUACAAACCUAAUUUGCAGCCUAUUAUGUCAUUGUAUCAUGAAGAUCCGAGGAAGCCUCAACGGAGGAGGUCUUCUAGACUUAACCAAGGGUCUUGUGAAAUCAACAAAGUAUCUGACAAGGCAUUGCUUGAGAACACUGAAGUUUCUUCAGCUCCUUCCACUUUAAGUGUUCAGAAACGGCAUGGACCAACCAUUGGAAAAGAUAUGGGGAAGCCACGGCAAAAUGAGUGCGAUGCAGUAGUGAAUGGAGUAGUAAUGGCUUCAGAAUUCAAAGAAAUUGAGAUAGAUGAGCAACCGUCGCAGGAAGCCAAUUUGAAGGAGAUACAAGAAGCAUGUUCCAGUGCGGCUGCAGUUGAGUCUCAUCAAGUUGGUGAUGAGGCCCGCAAUGCCAAGCAGAGCCAUUUGGCAGACAGUCAAGCAGUUGGGCAGUCUAAUAUCAUUGAGCCCCACAAGCCACCAGAAGACACCAUAAAAAGGAAACCUCAACGGAGGUCUUCUAGACUUAACCAAGGAUCUUGUGAAAUCACCGAAGUAUCUGACAAGACAUUGCUUGAGAACACUGAAGUUUCUUCAGCUCCUUCCACUUUAAGUGUUCAGAAACAGCAUGGACCAGAUAAGGGGAAGUCACUGCAAAAUGAGUGCAAUGCAGUAGUGAAUGAAGUAGUAAUGGUUUCAGAAUUUGAGGAAAUUGAAAUAGAUGAGCAACCGUCGCAGGAAGCAAAUUUGAAGCAGAUACAAGAAGCAUGUUCCAGUGGUGCUGCAGUUGAGUCUCAUCAAAUUGGUGAUGAGGCCCACAAUGCCAAGCAGAGCCAUUUGGCAGAAAGUCAAGCAGUUGUGCAGUCUAAUACCAUUGAGCCCCACAAGCCACCAGAAGACACCAUCAUCAAAAGAAAGUGUAUGUGCAGGGACUCAAAUAAACAGAAGUUGGCAUUAUAUGAAAGGGAAUCAGAUAUAGAAGACAUAAAUGCCAAAAGUGACACGAGUACAAGUGGGACAUUGCACCAUGAAAAGAAGACGAAAUGUCAAAGGAGAAAAUCUUCAAGAUUGAAUCCCGCACCCUCUGAGGAAAUGAAGAGCACUUUUGAGACUCUAAAGGAAGAUGCUGUUGCUCCUUUGGCCCCUUCCAGUUCGAAUGCCUCCAUGGAGCAGAUGGCAGCUCUAAAGCAGAAUGACGCUUGUUCCUCUAUGAAAUCUACUGAAGGGCAUGUGCCAGGGAGGAGGUCUUUGAGGCGGGCUGCUGAAAAGGUUGUCUCCUACAAGGAGAUACCCUUGAACGUUAAGAUGCGUCGACCUUAAGAAACAAGAACCCUCCCUUCAACUACAAGAAGAACUUUAACCUUAACUACAAGAACAGUUCAUUUCACUGUAUUUUGUGUAGGUAUGUUGUACGUUGCUGUCUUAGCCAGCCUUAGCAGGUAUCUCCCCAUUUUUGUAUGCCCCAAAAAUAGGAUUUGUAUGACAGAUUGCACAUGUUACAGCUUUGUCAAUAUUUGUUGACACCAUUGUUCUUCGGAUCGUGUAGUACUGCAGCUGACUCUAGUGAGAGAUGUAACACUAUCUUUUGAGCUGUUCUUGCCGUCAUAUGAUUUAUGAAUAAUGGCUGUCGUGCAUGCUGAGCUCA
Panicum virgatum (switchgrass) is the source of this 2500-nucleotide messenger RNA. RefSeq names its product shugoshin-1-like. Gene Ontology annotation, biological process: maintenance of meiotic sister chromatid cohesion; meiotic sister chromatid segregation. Bases 202 to 2175 code for a protein of 657 amino acids. NCBI's taxonomy places the organism in Eukaryota, Viridiplantae, Streptophyta, Magnoliopsida, Poales, Poaceae. The transcript has 22 exons. The record is from RefSeq and is a predicted model, not a curated record. Gene Ontology annotation, cellular component: chromosome, centromeric region; nucleus.